Musa acuminata subsp. malaccensis (wild Malaysian banana) is the source of this 851-nucleotide messenger RNA. Its product is annotated as NAC domain-containing protein 90-like. Gene Ontology annotation, molecular function: DNA binding. Gene Ontology annotation, biological process: regulation of DNA-templated transcription. Lineage: Eukaryota; Viridiplantae; Streptophyta; Magnoliopsida; Zingiberales; Musaceae. The record is from RefSeq and is a predicted model, not a curated record.
AGUUGAAGCACUGGAGGCAUUUGAGCCCGCAGCAGCAGCAGCAGCAGCAGAGAGAUGAGCAGUUUCCCGCCGGGGUAUCGUUUCUACCCAACCGAAGAAGAAUUGAUCGGUUUCUAUCUUCGGAACAAGCUGGAGCACCGCGGAGAAGACGUGAUGGAGCAGGUCGUCCCCGUGGCUCAUGUGCACCGCUUCGAUCCAUGGCAGCUUCCUCCGAUAUCGGGAGAGCCAUGCAGGCGAGACGAGGAACAAUGGUUCUUCUUCUGCCCGAGGCAGGAGAGAGAGGCCCACGGAGGGCGACCGACCCGUAUCACGGCGUCGGGGUACUGGAAGGCCACCGGUUCUCCCACCCUCGUGUACUCCUCCAUGAACCGCGUCAUGGGUAAGAAGAGGACCAUGGUCUUCUACCGGGGAAGGGCUCCCAAUGGAACCAAGACCCAAUGGAAGAUGAACGAGUAUCGAGCACUCGAGGAAAGUGCGGCCUCCACCAUUCACUCGAGUGCAGCACAGAAGUUUCGCAGCGAGUUCACCUUGUGCCGUAUACACACCAAGUCAGGCUCCAGCAGAUCAUUCGAUCGACGUCCUUCUGAAGCCGUCGCAGCGGCUAAUACAGACGCACAGAAACCGGUUUCAGCAAAGAGGUCUUUAUCUCACGAUAGCACUUCCUCCGACGGCAAUGGCUCCCAGCGGGCCCUGCGACGACGAGGAGAGGAUGAUGCGAGGCUGGACAACGACAACUCCGAGCUGUUGCAAGACUGGUUCUGAUGGCACACAACUACGAGCUGUUCAAGAACUAUUAGCUCGUUGAAGAAAAACAAAAAAAUCAAAAAGAGAAAUGUAUUAUAGAUUAACUA